GCAUAAGCACGCAGUACGUAUUCACAAUAAUCACACAAUGGACUAUGAUGGGGAGUCACUGUUCGAAAACCAAUAGUGAUAGUUCGCCCAUUUCCGGUUCAAACAGGAAUUAUCCGGUUAAUCGCGAGAUGGGGUUGAACAACUUCCGUCAAGAUGACGUCAUUAGGGUGGAAUCGAUCCGUAGGGAUGAUCAGCAACUGAUCGGGGUGAUCACACGGGAAUUCAAUCAGAACUGUCAAGUGUUCGUGCUCAAUUGUAUGUUGUUGGGCGUUCACUUUUUUGAGGAUCAUAGAGAGGUUAUCCAGAAGCUGCAGCACAUAUCGGCGAGUCCUGAAGAAAAAGAGUUGAACAAGACCCUGUUGAAACACGAAACGAUGGAGUGCACCUAUCCGGACGCCAUCAUGGACGAGAUCAACAAAAACGUGAUUUACAGACCCCCGGGUGAUUACUCGAUCUCAGAAAGUCUUGUGGCCAAAAGGAUCUACGUCAUCAAUGACCUAAUAGAAGUGGUCAAGUCGGAUGAAAUCCCCCAGUACACCAGCAUCGACAAACCGUGCUACCAGUGCAAAAUCGAAGAAUGCGACAAGAAAGGCUACCUAAAGCUACUCCAAGUGGAAAACAACGCCCCGAUCCUCACAAGAGACUACGAGGAAAACUACGAACCUCUGCCAGGCCCUUCUUCCAGACCCGAAUCCGAGUACGACUACUGCCGGAUCACCGAUCUAAGAACUCCCAAACUCAUCCGGACCGAUGAUUCAGUCGCGGAACGCCGGGACACUUUGCCAGAAACCUGCUUUAGCCACAAAAAGGUGAAACAGGAUCCCGGAGAGGUCCCGGACGAGGACCAACUGGAAUACCUCACCGAGGAGGACCUGUGGAGGGAGGUGGUGUACAUCAACUCCCAAGGGGUGAUGCGCUACUUCCAGAACGGACUGUUCCCGAACUCUUUGGGGAAAUCGUUGGGGUUCCAGGAGGAGUCCAUCGGGACCGCCAAGUGUAUCCCCGGGAAGAUUUUUUGCGACGAGUUCGAUAAUGAGAGUAGCGCCCUGAGACCUUAUGAGAUUAUUCCGGCCGUAAGUAUCGCUUGGCCCGACGAUCAAACCCUAAACUUCAUUUAUAGGGAGGACAGGCCUACGAUAUUUGACACCCGGACCGGAAUCAAAUAUCGUUGGCCCACCGACGGUAUGAUCGAGGAAAUCCGGAAAAUGAACGCGGUCUUGGUGCCGAACGGUUUCACUCAAAAAAAGGGAAUUAAUAAGGAUUCCAAUCUUCAAUGGGAAAUCAACUUUCCAAAGGCGGAACGUUACUUGGAGGCGCGCAUGUCCCACGCUCAAAUGAAGUGCAUGCUGGUCCUCCUACUUCUUCAUAAAACGUUCAUUUUUCCCACCACGAAGCAGAACGGACUGUUGUCGGAACAUAUACGGACCCACAUGUUCUGGGAGUGUGAGAGGAAUUACAGGAACUGGCCGGAACAUCGGCUGGGAACGAAGAUUUUGAGCGUAUUAAAUAAUUUGAAACAGGCACUGUUCGUCGGUGUAUUGCCAGACUACUUUAUCAAGGAGCGUAACCUGUUCGAAAACAUCCCGAAGAAAUACUUGAAUUUCGCCCAAAAGGUGCUGAUGGCGAUCUUGGAGAACCCCGUGCCAUAUUUCAUCAAGGCGCUGAGGAACCUCAGGUAUACCAGCGGGAAGUUUUAUCCCCCGAUGAAUUUCGACGAGAUUUACCAGAAAUUGGUGGCCAAAGAGGGGGCCGAUUUAAUAAAUCCGCAACUGGGUCGAGCACCGCAAUUAAAACGUCGCUGGUACAAGGACGCCGAUCACCAAGUGAAACAUUUAAAAUAUCUGAAGAAAAAGGAGCAAAUAAUCAGACAACUUAAGGAGAAACAGAGAGAGGAACAGAAAAGCAAAGAAACUGAACUGAAUCUGGAUAACGCUCUGGAUGGCAUUAAUUUAGAGGUUGAACUGGAUAAACAACUGGGAACCUGCAAGUCCAAAGCGAUCCUGGAAAUUUUCAUUAAGAGUUUCAUCGAUAUCGCCAAGAUGAGCUCGUACUUAGCCUCGCCGGAGCAGGCCUUGUUUUACCUAAAAUUGGCCUUUUAUUUAACGAACAUUUUAGAAGAGAUUUCCGCCUCAUUCUUGGACGAAUUGGCCGAAUAUCGACAAAUAAUCGGCCUGGAAGAAGCGCGGAUCAAACGGAAGUCCGUUAAGUCGUUGUCUAUCGAGCAAGAGAACCAGAAACCUCCCACUCCCCUAAGGAAUUCCGUAUCGUUUAACUACGAGCAGAGUAAAUCCACCCUGGUAAGGGUGAAUAGUAAUGUUAGUAAUCAGAGCAAAAAUGUGAAAAAUGUAGGGUUUAACAGCUUAAGUAAGGGGGUCAAACCUAAAAGGAAGGCAGUAGCGUUCGCUGAAUAAAUUCAUUUAAUUUUUGUAUAUAAAUAUGUAUAUAGUAAAAAAAAAUAUAUAAAUAAGGGUCUAAUUAUUUUUAUUACUGUUUAAAGAAUUACAUAAUAUGCAAUAAAGGUUACAAAAACUGCA
This is a messenger RNA of Anthonomus grandis grandis, 2534 nucleotides long. RefSeq lists its product as uncharacterized. The record is from RefSeq and is a predicted model, not a curated record. The transcript has 9 exons. NCBI's taxonomy places the organism in Eukaryota, Metazoa, Arthropoda, Insecta, Coleoptera, Curculionidae. Bases 45 to 2411 code for a protein of 788 amino acids.